This is a messenger RNA of Sceloporus undulatus (fence lizard), 5782 nucleotides long. RefSeq names its product polycomb group protein ASXL1-like. Gene Ontology annotation, molecular function: DNA binding; chromatin binding; peroxisome proliferator activated receptor binding. Gene Ontology annotation, biological process: animal organ morphogenesis; positive regulation of transcription by RNA polymerase II. The transcript is spliced from 7 exons. Gene Ontology annotation, cellular component: PR-DUB complex. NCBI's taxonomy places the organism in Eukaryota, Metazoa, Chordata, Lepidosauria, Squamata, Phrynosomatidae. The coding region runs from base 1 to 4086 and encodes 1361 amino acids. The record is from RefSeq and is a predicted model, not a curated record.
AUGUGGUCUUCAGUACGGAUCAGGGACAGCCGGCUCCCAGGGAGACAAACUGGUGGUGAGAGCAGCAGCAGCAGCAGCAGUUCCUCAGCCCUUUGUAGCACAACAGGACGACGCACCAGGACAGAAAUUGCCCGAGACCCUCCUCAGCUCUUUCGAGGGUUCCGCAAACCCUCAGGUGGGCAAAUGAAGAGGAACAGGGGUGAUGAUGUAGACUUUGAGACGCCUGGCUCCAUUCUUGUCAACACCAACCUCAGAGCAUUGAUUAACUGCAGGACCUUCAAUGCGCUGCCCCUGCAUUUCCAGCAGCAGCUCCUCCUCCUCCUCCCUGAGGUGGACAGGCAGGCUGGGACGGAUGGAUUGAUGCGACUCAGCGGAAGUGCCUUGAAUAAUGAGUUCUUUGCCCUUGCUGCACAGAGCUGGAGAGAGAGACUGGCAGAUGGGGAAUUCACUCAUGAAAUGCAGGUUCGCAUAAGACAGGAAAUGGAGAAGGAGAAGAAAAUGGAACAGUGGAAGGAGAGGUUCUUUGAGGACUACUAUGGGCAAAAGCUGGGCUUGACCAGAGAGGAGCCUCAGCAACAAAAAUCUGUGCCCAUUGAGGUGGAAAGGAAGACUGAUUCAGCCUCUCCUGAAGCAGAACCUGUCAGGGUGCAGCGUGGUCCUGUCACUCGCCAACGAGAUGGGCAUUUGAAAAGGCGUUCUCUUCGAUGCCGGACGCGAAGGAGCCUGUAUAAACUGCGUGAGCUGGACCAAGCCGAAGAAGCCAAAGAAGAAUCCUUGUCUGGGGAACCAGAGCCCACUGACGGCAGAGGCACUAAAGCAGAGCCAGACUUGCAUGAGGGGAAACAGGCAUCUCCAGAGAAAGAGAUUGCACCUGAGGCAACCAGGAUCCCAAGCAAGGUAGAAGACAUGGUGGUGGCGAUGGCGGCAGCAGCAGCAACUACAGAGAGGAUUCCCACUCUGCCCCAAGAACCUCAAGAGCAGGAGUCCAAGGAGCAGAAGAGGAAGUGCUUUGAGCAGGCGGCCUCUGCCUCCUUCCCCGAGAAGAAGCCCCGGCUUGAAGACCGUCAGUCCUUUCGUAACACAAUUGAAAGUGUUCACCCAGAAAAGCCACAGCCCACCAAAGAGGAACCCAAAGUCCCACCCAUCCGGAUUCAACUUUCCCGUAUCAAACCACCCUGGGUGGUUAAAGGUCAGCCAGCCUACCAGAUAUGUCCUCGGAUUAUCCCCAAUUCAGAGCCCUCCGGCCAGAACCGAAGCGGGCCCACAGCCACUGCUGACUUUAAGGCCUGUGCUCUGCAAGGCCGGCUCCAGCGAGAGGCUGCUUCUCCUGCCACCACCCCUGCCUCUGCCACCGCCAUUGGAGGUGGGGGUGGGCCGGGAGGAGGUGGACAGAGCACCGACGAAGGUGGCGGCGGCAACGGCUACAGUGGUGGUGGUAACAGCAGCCACAGCUGCCGCCGUCGCCGCCGCCGGAGGGUCCGGCAGCCCAGCCGUCAUCCCAGGUGCUGGAAAUCGAAGAGAACUCGUGGGAAAUGUGUGUCAGAUCUACAGCGAACACAGUUACUGCCGCCUUCCCAGCUAGAAGGCAAGCCUGUUUUCGAACUGGCUACUCCAAGUUCACCAGCUUGCAAGGGUGAAGCCUCAUUUCCAGUGGUUGAAGGUGAACGUGUGUUCAGACUGGCUACCAGUGUUAUGUCAUUUGGAUCUGAAAAUGCUGUCCAACAUUUCGAGGCAUCUGGGGGCAGCCGUGUUAAUGGCACCAAAACCAAACUGACCCAUGACUACUCUAUGAGAGAGGUGCCAGCAGGCAGAUCUGAGCAUCCUCUGGAGGAUAGAAGUAAUGAACAAUCACUUGAUGCUACAUCACAGGAAGACCAUGGUGAUGAUGAGGAGGAAAAGGAGGGGCUUUCAAAUCGUCGGAUGGGCUGUUCUUGGCAGGAAGAUUCUCCCCUGAAUCUCUUUGGAGACACAAGCAUUGUAGAAGAACAUGACAGUGCUAAGCCAGUGGUUCUGAAAUACAACUCUGCUGUGAAGGGAGCCUCCCAUAGUCCUAAUUAUGCCACUGGUUUAGCCUUGGUGAGUACUGAGGAAAAGACCUUGGAGGCAUUCAACUCUUGUGGGCAGGAAAAUUUUCCCCCUCCAGAGAACACUAGCAUUCCUGGGACAGAAGAUUUGACCCAACAGUUCCACGUGUCGUCAUGUCAGCAGGCAACAGAAUGGUAUAGCAGAGAAACACCGAGUGGGAUGCACAGCAGUGACACGUGCGAAGCUCCUCUGUGGAAGCCAGAGCCACACCCUGAGGAUUCAAAUCCACUCCAGGAGCAAUUUGCCCUGAAAAGUUGCCUUCUGCCAUGGGAGACACUGGGAGAAGGAAUGACAGGCACAAAACCUUUCAGUGAUGAAGAAACCAGGAGUGUGUUAAGUGAGACAACAGAGACAGCAUCUGACCUAGAAGCUGAACUCACAGAUGAAAAUGUGGAGUUAAACCAGGAUGAAGUUGCAGAGAAAGGGGCUGUUCCCAGCAGAGGCCACUCGGAAGAAUAUAAUGGGGUCAACCCUGAAUGUCCUGCCAAAAUUGAGGCUUGUACACACUUGGAUAAUUUGCCUUCCGAAUGUGGAACUGCCAGCAUCUGCCUACCACCAGGCUGGAAACUGCAGCCACCUGUUCUCCAUAAAGCCCAUUUGGAGAGCCCAGAAAGGCCAGUGCUGGCGACCCCCAAGCCUAUGUCUCCAGAAGGAAGUAACCCUCUGGUGUUUCAGUUGCUCAGGGAGAGUCUGCCUCUGCAGACAGUUCUUCCGGGCUCUUGUGGUACCAACCAGGUGGCAAAGGUGGCAUCCUCUCUGGAUAAGCUCUCAGAAACUUGCUUCCCAGUGGAGAGCAAGAGCAGCAGCUCUCUUUCCCAAAAGGCCCCACGGGGUGAGGGCAUGGACAUGACUGGCAUGGUCAGAAAUGGGUGUGAUGUAUCAAUGUGUUUGAGGGACUCUUCCGCAAGGCAAUCCACUCCAAGCCCAAAACCUUUGUCCAGAGAAAGACUGAAGAAAGAAUUAGAGAGAGUGGAGGAAACCGCAGAGUUCAGCCCCAACUCCAUCUCUCUAGAUGAAGCCACAAGUAUUUCUCAGAAGCCUGACAACUUGGAUCUGGGAGGAGGCGUAACACUUACUUCCAGUGCUUGGGAAGAGCCAAAGGUUUCCUCGGUUGUUCUUCUGCCCAAACCAAUUGCUGGUGGGAAUGAUCAAGAGAAGCCAAAGGCAGCUACUGUUGUGCCAUUCCCUCCCAGCGCAACCUCUUUGGCUUCUGAUAAGUUGAGUGGCAAUUCCAUUCCUAAGAACCAGGGAAUAGGUGGGAGGAAGGUCUUUGGUCCCAACUUCCCCUGCAGUAUUGCUACAAGAGCCCAGCUUCCCAAAGGGUGGGAGCCCUUUCCCAUCCUGAGCAUGCUGUCGCAUAGCAAGCCAGUGUCUCCGCCAGCCAAGAGCGCCAUGCCAGAAGGUGGUGUUGCCCCAGUAAGGGAAGACUGGCCUGCCAAGCCACGGCUGCAUCUGAGUGGCAGCGAAGGGGUGGAGAACAAGCGUGGUCUGGCAUGCCCUGGCCCAGCAAGGAGGAAUGGCGAGAAGAGGAAAGAGGCCCCAGCCAGCCCUGCCAAACUCAUGGAGCAGCUGCAGAGUCUCCCCCUGGUGCGGGACCUGCCCCUCUUCCGGUUGCCCAGGAAGCCUGGCAAGAGCCUCGCUCAGCCUCUGGAGCCUUCCUCCAUCCCUUCUCAGCUCAAUAUCAAGCAGUCCAUUUAUGGGAAACUCUCUAAGCUUCAGCUUAAUCCUCCCAGCUUCAGCUAUGCCUCUGCCGCCCCUGUUUUUUCCAGAAGUCUUGUGGGAAGCACAAUGCCGCUGGGCCACAAAGCAAACUUUGCCGCCUCCCGCGGCAUCUCCCUCUCGGCGCAGAUGUUUUCCAACAGUGACCACAUGGAGGAAAUUUCCCUCAAGUGUUCAUGCAGCCUUAAAGCGAUGAUCAUGUGUAAAGGCUGUGGGGCAUUUUGCCAUGAUGACUGUAUCGGCCCCUCCAAGCUUUGUGUGUUGUGCCUUGUGGUAAGAUGAUGAAUUAACUGCUCUGGGACGAUGAAUGCUGUAUAUUUAGAGUGUCUGCUUGGAUAACAAAAGAUCCUGGGAUUUGUAAACAAAAUAUCAUUCUGGUCAUAAUAGAGGCAAAGUCUGAUGCUGUAUGUUUUGGUUUUGGGGCUGGAGUGGGGUGUGGGGGACAGUCUAGUUUCUGGGGAAACUGUUGAACAUUUUGCCCGCUUGAAUGGCUUCCCUGGCAAUGGGGGAGGGUGGGUGGGGCCGUAUUGUCCCAUGUUGAUCCCUUUGGAAAGGCAGGGAGGGUUUGCCUGCUACUGUAAGGAAAAAAGCAGACCCUGUCUCCGUUUAGAGGCUGAGUUAAACAGGCCCAGCUUGCAGAAUUCUGUCUUCCAUUCUUCCUUGCUGCCAUCUCCUCCCUGCGUCCUGUGGUUGUGCACAAACAUUUUUGUGAGCUUUCUGUCAUCAAGGGAGAGCAGGAGAUGAUGAGCGGCUGUGAGGCUUCAGUGCAGGAAGCAGGGUGGCCGCUGGAAAGGGGGUUUCUCUCUGGAGCAGCUGGGAUCCAUGUGGCAGAGGCUGCGGCCAUCGUCGGCUGUACCCAGACCCCUUCCCCUUUGUGUGAGAACGUGGCCCCCUCCCCAAGGGGCGCUGGGGCUGCAUCUUGACUUUUUAAUUUCUAAGCAGUGUCAUUUUUUAAAAAAUAAAAGUAUAUAUAAAUAUAAAUAUAUAUAUAUAAUUUUAAACUUUUUUUUCUUGGGUGUAAAAAGUGAAAUGUUUGGCUCCUAUAUGUACCCUUCUAUGCAUCUGUUGGAUCAUGUAUUUAUAUGUUGUACACAGUACUGGCCAAUUCUGUAAAUUGAUGUUAUGUACAUACAGGGUUUUUGUUUUUUGUUUUUUUUUUUACGUCCUUUUAUUUUUCAGGCUGAAGCAGUAUUGCAUUAAAAGUGGUGUUGGUUACUAAUCGCUACCCAUAGUCCCAGCUGCUGUAUUUUGUCCUGCCUCGUCUCUCAAGGCUGCGGUGGGGGAAACUGGCUCCCAAGGAGGGUUCCACCCAGCUUCCCAGGCUUUUGAUGCUCUGGUUUCGGACUCUCCACAUCCCACCCCAGGGUAAGCUGAAAAACUGGCCCCUGAGUGGCGUGGGGUAUCCCUGGCUAGGCUGGGCUGGUGAACCUUUGGGUGGCCCACAUUGGGGAUUUCCCUCUGAAGAAGAGGAUUUCUGUUAAAACAAAUGGAUAGCUUUCAAGGUCCUUCCAAUUUCUCUGCCUCUUCCCUUAGGUUCCCCCCUACCUCUUCCUUGGCCAGGCUCCUCUUUUUCUCCCACUAUCUCAACUUCCUUGCUUCAGCAUUAUGGAAGUGUUUUCUUUUUUAAGCAAGCACCACCUGGUUUUUCCUCUCCAAGAUGGUGUGUAUUCUUAAUCAGUGGCAGCUUUUCUUUUUUUAGGAGGAAUUUUUAAGGAAAAGAGAGUAAAGCGAGAGAAGUGCAUUGUGCUUAUUAUAGGCAGCUAAGCUGAUGGUCUGAAACCUGCUUACCAAAGAUGAGGGGGCACAUAUUUGGGUGUCUCCUCUCGCUCUGCAUUCUCCAGGGCCACUAUUGUGUGUACAGACUGGUUUCCGGUCUGGUGGGUGGGCCAUGGGGGAAUCCACUCUGAUGACCCCUGAUGUUGUUAAAUGUCCCUUGUGGUAUUGGAAAAAAUAAUAAAAAAAGAUUUUGAAAAGCUGA